AUGACUUCGUCGCUUGUCUUCAUCACCGGCUCAACCGGCUUCAUUGGCACCCAUGUGUUGCAGAAAACCUUGGAAGCGGGCUACAAAGUUCGUCUGAGUUUACGGAAAGAAUCACAGAUCAGCGACAUUAAAGUUCUUUUCUCGAAAUACACUUCCCAGAUCGACUAUGCCAUCAUUCCAGAUUUAGCAAAGCCGGGUGCUUUCGACACAGCUCUUCAGGGCGUCACCCAUGUCCUGCACAUAGCCUCGCCUAUGCCUGGCAAGGGCUCUGACUUCAAGUCCGACUAUCUAGCUCCUGCCGUACAAGGAACGAACAAUCUGUUGGAGGCUGCUAAGAACACGCCCUCAAUAAAGCGAGUUGUCAUUACUUCCUCAGUUCUCGCGAUGAUGCCGGCGGAGGGACUGAUCACUGGACAAUUCGAGGUUAAAGGCAAGUCUUUCAAAGGAUCCAGUCCAGAUAUUCAAGUCGAUCCUGACAUGCAGUUCCCAGCAGACCCGAGAGCCAGUGCUGGUCUGAUGUAUCACGCAUCCAAGGUGCUAGCCCACCGUGCCACCCUGGAGUGGGUGCAAAACAACAAGCCUGCCUUCUCCGUCGCUACCAUUCAUCCAUCAUUUGUUUUCGGUCGCAAUCUCACCAGGAAAGCUGGCGGCGAAGUGGACGGCUCCAACUCCAUGCUUUGGAACUCGCUACAGUCAGAGAAACCGCUCAUCCCCAUGGCCAGUGUGGAUGUGCGAGACGUCGCUGAAGCACAUCUGAGAGCGCUUAAAGUCGAAGGGAAAGCGUCUGAACUUGAGGAGUACAUUCUGAGCGCUCCUGAGGCGAAGGGAUGGACUUGGGAUAGUGUUGCGGAAUUCGCACACGAGAAGUACUCAGAUCUCGGCAUUAAGAUUCAAGGUACUUUUGGAAAGCCACCGCUAGUUGAGGCGAACCGUGCAAAGGACAUCCUGGGUAUCAAUUGGAGAGAUAUGAAGGAUACUGUUUCAUACUUCUUGGAUCAGCAAAGGGAAUUUAAAUCGCAGUUGUAA
Molecule: messenger RNA, 1026 nt
Organism: Aaosphaeria arxii CBS 175.79
Lineage: Eukaryota; Fungi; Ascomycota; Dothideomycetes; Pleosporales
Product: NAD dependent epimerase/dehydratase
Exons: 2
Coding region: 1-1026 (341 amino acids)
Molecular function (GO): oxidoreductase activity, acting on the CH-OH group of donors, NAD or NADP as acceptor
Source: RefSeq, a predicted model, not a curated record